UUUCUCUUCUUUUCGUGCCACCCCAUUCCCAUUUCUUCUUUAUCUUUUCUCAAAGCAAAAAAAAACAAUUGAAUUUCACAAAAGAGCACAAAACAAUUGCCAACAACUUCAUAGCUGUUCUGCUAAGUAAUCAAAAGUAAGCAAAAAGAAAGUGAAAAAACACAGCACAUAAAGAAGAAAAAAAAACAGAGGAUUCUUUUUUUUUUCUUUGUUUUUAGUUACCGAUCGCUUUGUCUUUAACCCACUUUGAAAAUCCUUUUAGUUUCAAUUUCUUUAGCUUCAAGGACCUUGGGGUUUUCUUGGUUUUUUCCAGCAAUUUCACCACUCAAAAGCUCUUAAUUGUUGCUUUUCUGCUGUUGGGCUGAUCUUCAUUUGUUUGCUUUUAAUUUUAGCUCUAAGAUUGGGAACUGAGAAGAAAUAAUUCUUUUAUAUAGAGAGAGAUGGGGCUUGAAAGAAUGGACGUUGGAGUUAAAGUUAGGAAAUUUAUAGUAAUAUCAGUUAGAACAUGUUGUAGUUUUGUUUGUAAUCAUCCAUUUUUGGUUGGUUUGGCUUGCUUUUUAAUAUUUUUGUAUAGAUCAUUUCCUUUGUUGUUUUCCUUUUUGGUUACUGCAUCUCCUGUUUUGGUUUGCACUGCUGUAUUGCUUGGUACCCUUUUGAGUUUCGGGUCACCGAACAUACCUGAAAUCGACGAACAUGAAGAAGAGAAUGUUAGUCAUGAAGUUUCUCCAUUGAAAACUGGGGUCAGUGAGGAUGAUACUGUUGUCAAAAGAGAUUUCACUGAUGAUGAUUUUGUUGUAGAAAGACAUGUAGGGAAGAUGUGGGAUAUUGUAGAGAAUGCCGGCGAGAAAGUCAGUUUAGUUGAUAAUGAGGUCAAUGAAGUGGAGGAAGGUGUCUGUUCGGUUCUUUAUAAGCCGUUAAUCAAUGAUGAUUUGGAUUCUAGGAAUGUUCAUUGUGAGAAUGGGAUGAUUGAUGAGGUGGAGGGACUGUUGAAUCAUUCUUUGUUGGAGAAGAUGACGGGAAUUUGGGGGGAGAUGCUAGAGAGUGAACGGUUGUCGAGUAUGAGGAGGGCUGAGGAGAGUCAACAUCUUUUGGCAGAUGAAGUAGGAGAUAGAAAUGUUGAAUUGGGUGAUGGAAAACUCACAUCCAAUAUCGAUGAUGUUCCGAGGGGUAAUGAAUUGGAUUCUUCUCUGGUGUCAUCUUGGAAAUGCGUUACGGGUGACGAGGAUGCUGGUGAUGGUGAUAAGGAUGACGACGACAAUGACGACGAUGAUGAAUCUUCCGAUUCUGGAUCUGAUGGUGCUGAGAGUUCCUCUCCCGAUGCUUCACUGGCAGAUAUAAGUCUGAUGCUUGAUGAGUUGCAUCCGCUUUUGGGCUCGGAAGCUAUACAGGCUGCUCAGUUGUCUCGUCAUGGUUUGGAUUCGGCGUCUGAGAGUUCUCAUGGUAGUAGUGAUGAUGAAAGUGAUGAGUCAGAAAAUAAGGGAGAGGGAGAAAAUAAUGAGGAAGAAGGUGGAGCAAAGGGAGAUAACGAGGAUGAAAGUAAAUCUGCCAUUAAAUGGACAGAGGAUGAUCAGAAAAAUCUCAUGGAUUUAGGGAGUUUAGAGGUUGAAAGAAACCUACGAUUGGAUAAGCUUAUUGCAAGGAGAAGAGCUCGUAAAAGUAUGAGAUUGAUGGCAGAGAAGAAUCUAAUAGACUUGGAUUUUGCUGAUAUUCCCUUAAACUUAGCACCAAUUUCAACCUCAAGAGGUAACCCUUUUGACCUUCCAUAUUCCUAUGAUGACCUUGGAUUACCUCCCAUUCCUGGGUCAGCUCCAUCCAAUUUGCAGCCCCGAAGAAACCCUUUUGAUCUUCCUUAUGACUCGAGUGAGGAAAAACCUGAUCUUAAAGGAGACAGUUUCCAAGAAGAGUUUUCAGGUUUUAAUCAAAGGGGAACUAAUUCCCAAAGAGAGGCCUUCUUUAGUAGACACGAAAGCUUUAAUGUCGGAUCAUCUUCUUUAGGUGUUCCUCGGCAAGAGCUUAAGUGGAAACCUUACUUUGUUCCGGAGCAAUUAGUAACAGAAGGAGCUAGCCCUUCCUUAUUCCAGAGGCAGUCAAGUGAAGUUAGCGAGUCGAAGAUGAGUUCCAUUCCUGAUUCGGAAUCAGUGAGUUCAGUUGUGGAUGAGGAGGACAACAAGCCAAAUAAGCAAGAUGUUUCUCGAGAAACUGAACUGAUCUUGAAUGAAGAUCAUGUUUCUGUCGCUGAACAAGAGAGCCAUUCAUCUGAUUCUGACGAUGUUGAGUCCGUGGAUGUCUACCAAGUCGAGAAUAGAGAUGUUCAUCAUGAUGUGGUUGAGAUCACAUUGGGAGACGGAGAAAGUCACCUGGAAAUUGAACCAGUGUCUGAAGCUGGUGCUACAAAUCAUUCAGAACACACUGCUAGUGAAGCCGAGAACAGAGAUGUUCAUCAUGAUACGGUUGUGAUAACAUUGGGAGAUGUAGCUCGAGCAACUACUUAUGUGGGACUCAAUGCAACUGAAGUUCAUCCCAGAACUGAGCCAGCUGAGGAGGAUUAUAGCAGUAGAUCAAGUUUGUCAUCAUUAUCAGAAAUUGAUGAAAAGAUAUCAGAUGUCAAAGGAGUCGGAUCUGCAGGUUGUGAACCCAGAGAUAAUGAGCUUAAAGAAUCUGGCAUUUCUAAACAACCAUCAUUUGAGGAAUCAGAGUUUCAUUUUACAAGUGGGGUGGUGGAUGAUAAUCAACAUACGGAGUCCAUUUUUUAUUCUAGUUUUCACCCUCCAUCAGUUGAGACUUUCCUCUCAUUUUCAACUGUCUCUUCUGACAAACAGGCUGAGAUAUCUGAAAUGGGUUCACCCUCAAUGUUGGUUGAAUCUAUUGAUGAGAAACAUGAAGCACAUGGUGAAAUGGCUGAGCAGGGUACUUCUAGUUUUCAAGUGAUGCAUGGAGGCUCCUCAGAUUUACUUAAUGGAAAUGAACUGAGGGAAAGGGAUCUGCCAGAGAUUAGUAAGCAUGAAGUUACUUUUGCUGGCUUGACAAUGGUUUCUUCCACUUCUGCCGAUUAUAAUGCAUCAAUGGUGCCUGAAUAUGUGGUUGAAUAUGUUUCAAGAGAGGCAAGGUCAUCUUCGGAUGAGGGAUUAGAGGAGGAUGUGCCAAAUAAGGAAGAAAGCUCUAUCCAGAACCACGUGGACUUAUUGAGCCUUGGUGCAGAGACAACUCUUGCCAUUGAUGAAGGAAUGGGUGAGGUGGUGGAUUCUUCACCUGAGGAACAACAGCAUCAAAGGCACCCCAAUGAAUCUUCAGAGGGUAACAUCUGGGAGGAGCAUAAAAAGGAAUCUGAAAUGGAUCAAACCCAAGCGCCAUUUUCUGAUUCAAAGACCAAUACAGGUUGUGAUGAGGGAGUUCCUUCAAACUCUAGCCAUCAAGAUAUGUCUUCUAGAGAAAGUCCUUCAUCAGAAUCAGAGAAACAACUGUUGUUUGGUAAAGAUGAACUGCCUGUUGAUGAACAUGAUAAGCUCGAGGAACCAUCUAUAAUUGCAACCGAGUCUACAAGGGGAGCAGACAUUGUCAACACUGACACUAAUGUGCAUGAAGUUGAUGAUUCUGAGGACAAACUUUCAGCAAAUUUCUCUUCGAUGACUUCAGGAUCUUCUUCCUUACCUUCUAAAAUUGUCGUACAUACUUUGCCAAUGGAUCAAGAAGAUUUGAAAGAGAAGGUCCUAAAAGAAAUUGAAAAUGAGGGCCCUGAUGAACACUUUAGUUAUGCCGAUGUAUAUGCCCCUCGUGUUGAUGAGGAAAAUAAUAAUGAAGAAGUUGAUGAGAUUAAAGAAAUCGAUGAAAGAAUACUCUCUGAACUGGACACCGUUGGGGACUUUAAUGUUGGGGAAAUUGGUUUACCGGAGAGAUCUCAUGUUGCCUAUACUGAAUCUGCAAUGUUAGCAGAUGAUAUGGAGACCGAGACCAGUGUGGGACUGCCUGUUCUUGAAACAAGAUCAGUAGAAGAUAUUGAUUUGGCAUUUAAGCAACUUCAUGAAGGAGUGGAUUUUGAGGAAGUAAUUCUUCCAAGUAUGAUUAAGAAUCAGCCGGAUCAUGCAGAUACCAACUCGGAUUUACCUGUUGUUGAGGCGAGAUCUCUGGAGGAUAUACAUAAUGCUUUGCAACAAGACCCAGAACCUAAUCUAGCUCAGCUGCCACAUUCCACAGACUUGAGGAUUGGAUCAUCAGAAGUAGAGCAGCAUGUUGUUGUUUCUUCUGAAGAGAUCGAAGUUAGUAAUGCUGUCUCUGGUAUUGAAGAAGGUUGUGAUAAUGCUGCUGGUGAACCCAAAAAUGAAGAAGAAAUAGAAGAACUAAAGACAGAAACCAAUGUGGAGCUACCUGUUCUUGAAGCAAGAUCGGUUGAAGAUAUUGAUUUGGCUUUUAAGCAACUUCAUGAAGGAGUGGAUGUUGAGGAAGUAAUUCUUCCAAGUAUGAUUGAGAAUCUGCCAGAUCAUACAGAUACCACUUCAGAAUUUCCUGUUGUCGAGGCAAGAUCUCUGGAUGAUAUACAUAAUGCUUUCAUAAAAGGACCGGAACCUAAUCCAGCUGAGCUGCCGCAUUCAGCAGACUUGAGGCAUGGAUCAUCAGAAGUAGAGCUGCAUGAUGUGGUUUCUUCUAAUGAGAUUGAAGUUGGCCAAGCAGUCUCUGGCUUUGAAGAACAUCUUGAGAAUGUUGCUGCUGGUGAACCAAAAAAAGAAUAUGAAGAAAUAGAAGAAUUGAAGAUGGAGACCAAUGCGGAGCUGCCUGUUCUGGAUGCAAGAUCGGUUGAAGAUAUUGAUUUGGCUUUUAAGCAACUUCAUGAAGGUGUAGAUGUUGAGGAAGUAGUUCUUGCAAGCAUGAUUGAGGAUCAGCUGGAUCAUGAAGAUUCCACUUCAAAGUUACCUGUUGUCGAGGCAAGAUCUCUGGAGGAUAUACAUAAUGCUUUCCAAAAAGGUCCAGAACCUAAUCUGGCCGAGCUGCCACUUUCCACAGACUUGAGAAAUGGAUCAUCAGAAAUGGAGCAGCAUGAUGUGGUUUCUAAUAAAGAGAUUGAAGUUGGUUGUGCCGUCUCUGGCAUUCAAGAAAAUAGUCAGAAUUCUGCCGGUGAACCAAAAAAUGACCAUGAAGAAACAGAGGAAAUGAAGAUGGAGACCAAUGCAGAGCUGCCUGUUCUUGAAGCAAGAUCAUUGGAAGACAUCGAUUUGGCUUUUAAGCAAUUUCAUGAAGGAGUUGAUGUUGAGGAAAUAAUUCUUCCAAGCAUGAUUGAGAAUCAGCAGGGUGAUGCAGAUACCAAUUCGGAUUUACCAGUUGUUGAGGCGAGAUCUCUGGAGGAUAUACAGAGUGCUUUUCAACAAGGCCCCGAAUCUAAUCUAGCUGAGGUGCCACAUUCCUCAGGAGUAGAGCAUCCUGAUGUGGUUUCUACUGAAGAGAUUGAUGGUAGUAGUCCCGUCUCUGGUAUUCAAGCACUGAGUGAGAAUGUUGCCAGUGGACCAAAAAAUGAAAACAAAGAAAUGGUAGAAAAAGAGAUGGAGACUGAGGUGGUGCUACCUGUACUUGAAGCAAAAUCAGUGGAAGACAUUGAUGUGGCGUUUAAGCAACUUCAUGAAGGGGUAGAUGGGGAGGAAAUAAUUAUUCCAAGUAUGAUUGUGAACCAACAGGUUCAUGCAGACAUCAGUUCAACAUUACCUGUUGUCGAGGCAAGAUCUCUGGAGGAUAUACAUAAUGCUUUCCAACAAGGCCCUAAAUCUAAUCCAGGCGAGCAGCCACAUUCUUCGGACUUAAGGAUUGGAUCAUCAAAAAUAGAAAGGCAUGAUGAGAUUUCAACAAAAGAGAUCGAAGCUAGUGAUGUAGUCUCUGGUUUUCAAGAACAUGCUGAGAAUGCUGCUGGUGAGCCAGAACAGAAACAUCAUGAGGAGUGAUCUGAAAAGCCAAACCUGAAACUUAAAGGUAAAAAGACAAAAUCCCAUGACUCAAGUUCCAGUUCCAGCUCCAGCUCGAGUUCCAGUGAUUCUGAAUGAAAAAAAAAAACAAAAAGAAAGAAAAAUAUAGUUUGGCAUUUCCAGUUUUAUUCUAAAAAUGGUUCUUUUUCCCCUUUCCUUUACAAGAAACGAAUUUUUAGGUUUCCUAGUUUGGUCAUCAUCAUGUUUUGUUGAUUGAUUGAUUGAUUGAGUUAUUAAAGAAUGGGUUAUGGUUUGAUUUGUUUUUUUUUUUUUUUGGUUAAGUCAAGGCAAUUUGAGGUGUAGAAUUGAUUUUGAUACUUGAAAGAUUUGUGUAAAUUAUUGUAUUUUGUUUGUAGAAGUGAGGAAUCGUUGAAUUCUAAUAUAUAUACAGUUGUGCAAUGGAUUUGUCAUA
Gossypium raimondii (Peruvian cotton) is the source of this 6354-nucleotide messenger RNA. RefSeq lists its product as uncharacterized. The record is from RefSeq and is a predicted model, not a curated record. The transcript is spliced from 4 exons. NCBI's taxonomy places the organism in Eukaryota, Viridiplantae, Streptophyta, Magnoliopsida, Malvales, Malvaceae. The coding region runs from base 441 to 5921 and encodes 1826 amino acids.